GUGAUGGUCACAAUAUAGAAAAUAAGAUUAAGCAUAUAAUAAUAGCCUUUGCUAUUUUGGAUCAAAAAGAACCAGACAAUUAUUAUACUAUAAUUAUAUAUUCUAGUAUUGAAAACUAUAAGUUAUUAAAAAAUGCAAUAUAG
This is a messenger RNA of Racocetra fulgida, 143 nucleotides long. The record is from the annotation of a GenBank genome assembly. NCBI's taxonomy places the organism in Eukaryota, Fungi, Glomeromycota, Glomeromycetes, Diversisporales, Gigasporaceae.